Messenger RNA from Metarhizium brunneum ARSEF 3297, 1155 nucleotides. RefSeq names its product Nuc-1 negative regulatory protein preg (gene preg). Gene Ontology annotation, biological process: regulation of cyclin-dependent protein serine/threonine kinase activity. Gene Ontology annotation, molecular function: protein kinase binding; cyclin-dependent protein serine/threonine kinase regulator activity. NCBI's taxonomy places the organism in Eukaryota, Fungi, Ascomycota, Sordariomycetes, Hypocreales, Clavicipitaceae. Gene Ontology annotation, cellular component: cyclin-dependent protein kinase holoenzyme complex; nucleus. The record is from RefSeq and is a predicted model, not a curated record.
AUGUUGAAGACAUCUCCAAUUCUCACCGGCUCAGCCAAUGCGUCGCCUACCAGCUUUCGCCGCGGUCAUGCAACGCCUCCGUCCCCCCAAGCAUCUCCUCGAUUGGCACCAUCAACCUCGACCGCACGUCUGCAUCGGUCAGCGACUACGUCUUCGCCAAAGGCUACCUCCAAUUCCCCUCGUCGCCGGCACGCGAAACCAAUCGAACCGGCUGUCGACGGCCGUGUGCAUCAUGACGGUGUCACUUCGCGCCAGAAGAUCAACCAACUCCCUCCAUCGCCGCAGCCCCAGCCCCAACACAUUGUCACGCCUGCGGCUUCCGGCUCUCUGCCAAGCGGAACACCUGCGCACCCUCAAUUAUCAACCGGAUCUGACAACGAUGCUCAGAAAGUCUUGUCACCAAACAAGCGAAGGGUGUCUCCUGGUCACCUGAGUGAUGAUACGCCCGCCACCUCACAGACUGGUGAGAGCAUUGCGGGUCGUGCGCCAUCAUCUGCAAUAACUACUGCGCCGAAGCGAGCAAGGACUAGUGGGGAACCAAAAAUUUUGCCUCAGCGCUACGAGCUUUGUGCAGUAGAAGACAUUGUGGAGCUGAUAGCUCACAUGUUGGCUGAGUUGAUUUCGACAAAUGACGCCAUUCGGAUAUCGAGCGGAGGGUUAACACGUUUUCAUUCCAGGACUGCGCCAGGCAUAUCUGUACGAGACUACCUUCACCGCCUGGCGAGACACGCUACACUUACACCUCCUCUACUUCUCUCCAUGGUGUAUUACAUUGAUCGUUUAUGCGCCUUGUAUCCGGAAUUCACGAUAAACACUCUCACGGUUCAUCGAUUCUUGAUCACAGCAGCCACUGUAGCUGCCAAGGGGCUUUCCGACUCAUUCUGGAACAACACGACUUACGCUAGGGUUGGCGGCGUCCGGGUUGCCGAGUUGAAGAUGUUAGAGCUAGAGUUUCUCUAUAGGGUGGAUUGGAAAAUCGUGCCUAAUCCAGAGGUGCUCGUUGCAUACUAUCGGGGUUUGGUAGAGCGGACACCGCAAUACGCACUGGAGUCCGACGGUUCCUCAGACGACUCGUCCAUUGGUGACGAUGAAGAUGUUGAUGAAGAGGAACAGAGGCGGCAGCAGAAAGAGGAGGCUCAAACUUGGCAGGAGUAG